AUGUCUUCUGCGAGCACUUUGACGCUCUCCGGUUGGAGAUGGCGGCAAUACGGCAAAGCCAACGAAGACUGGCAUCAGUGUGCCCAUGACAAGCCGACCACGGAGAUUUUCACCGAUCUCAUCGAUGCCAAAAUCAUUCCAGAUCCAUUCAUCGACGAGAAUGAACGACAUGUGCAGUGGGUGGGUGAGGCCGACUGGGAGUAUGCUUGCGACUUCCAGUAUGAGCCGGACUCGGGUCACUCUCGUCAAGACCUCGUUUUCGCGGGCUUGGAUACAGUUGCGACCGUUUUACUGAAUGAGGAAAAAGAGAUUUUGAAUUCGACAAACAUGUUUCAUCGGCACCGGGUGGAUGUGACAGGCAAACUACGCCACGGCCUGAACACCCUCCGCAUUGUAUUCAAGAGUGCUCUCCAUUACGGGCGUGAGUUGGAGAGGAAGCAUGGCAGCUAUAGAGCUUUCAGUGGUGAGAACUCUCGAGCUCAUGUUCGCAAAGCCCAGUAUCACUAUGGCUGGGACUGGGGCCCUCUGUUGAUGACAUGUGGGCCAUGUGGAGAUAUUAAACUCGAAAGCUAUUCUUCAACAUUGAUCGAUGUCUUUGCCGAUGCACGAGUAUCUGAUGAUCUUAGUAGUGCAUCCUUGAAUGUCAGAUUCGAAGCCACUCUUGAUCAAGAUGUCACUACGAAAGUCACCGUUACUGCUCCCGACGGCAAUGUGUUCAACACGAAUGCAGCUCUCAGUUUAGCCGCGAAAGAGUCUCGGGGUUCAGUCUCGUUGGAGAUUCACGAGCCACAGCUCUGGUACCCUGUCGGCCAUGGUCCUCAAGUUUUCUAUCUUGUGGAUGUUGCCAUCAUGAACCGUGAUCAGAUACCAUUGCAUCACGUUAAAAAACUUGUUGGCAUGCGGCGGCUUCGGCUGGUGCAGCAACCUUUGAAAGGCGAGUCAGGCACCUCUUUCUUCUUCGAAGUCAACAACAAACCUGUAUACGUUUCUGGCAGCAACUGGAUUCCUGGUCAUUCUUUCCUCACAGCUAUGACAGCCAAAGAUUAUGCCUUGGCUGUUGAUCGAUGCGUGAAAGCGAAUCAGAAUAUGUUACGUAUCUGGGGUGGCGGUAUAUACGAGCAUGAUGCACUGUAUGAGGAGUGUGAUAGACGUGGAGUUCUGGUCUGGCAGGACUUUGCCUUCGCCUGUGCCCAGUACCCUUGUUAUCCUGAAUUCGUGGCGACCGUGAAACGAGAGGCCGUGGACCAAGUCAAGCGACUCCGGCAAUAUUGUUCAAUUGUCCUCUAUGCCGGCAACAAUGAGGACUAUCAAAUCGCUGAGAUGCUCAACUUGACCUGGGAUCGCGAGGAUCAUUCAGGCGAUUGGACUGAUACCAACUUCCCGGCACGGACUUUGUACGAAACGCAUCUGCCUGUGGUAGUAGCCGAAUACGCACCCGCUGUCCCGUACCAUCCUAGCUCGCCUUGGGGCGGUGAUGGUACCACGGACAGAACUGUGGGUGAUAUUCACCAGUGGAACGUAUGGCAUGGGUCACAGGAGAAAUACCAGCUUUGGGACAAGCUUGUCGGUCGAUUCGUAUCAGAGUUUGGCAUGCUUGGUUUUCCGGCUGCCAAAUCUAUCCGUCGUUAUGUGACCGAUCCCGCGCAGAGAUAUCCUCAAAGUCGAGUCCUAGAUCUUCACAACAAAGCAGAUGGUGCGGAACGCCGGCUCGCCUUAUACGUUUUGGGAAACAUUCGAGUGAACUCGUUGGAUCUUGAUAGCUGGAUCUACGCCACCCAACUCAUUCAGGGCGAGUGUUUAAGUUUCGCUGUUCGGAGUUGUCGUCGCCAGUGGAAAGGUCCAGGUCAAGAAUACUGUGGUGGUCAACUCAUUUGGCAGAUCAAUGACUGCUGGCCAGUCUCAAGCUGGGCCAUCAUUGACUUCUAUGGAGACAAGAAGAUGGCUUACUUCAUGACAAUGCGGGACAGCGCACCACUCGCUCUUGGUAUUAGUCGCUCGACGCCCGAGCUCAAGAAGCUCAAGUCACCGCCUCCUCAGAUCCUGGCUCCUCCUCAUGAUCUUGCCCCGAAGACAUACGUCUGUGACAUUUGGGCCAUGAACGGAACCUUGCAGGAUACCCAAGCCCAAAUUGAAAUCCGGCUGUACGACAUCUCAACGGGAGACUUGCGGGAGGAGAAUUCCAUGGGUAUUCAGUCCCUGUUCUCCAACCGCACUACCGAAUUGAUGGAAGACUUGAGCGUGGAUGACCAGACAGCUGUCCAGGCAAUCAUGAGGGAUGCUCAUGACGGUCAUGUCAUCGCCCGUGCAUCUGAUUGGCCUCAGCCUCUCAAGUAUGUCUCUCUGUGUGACGCCCCAGAUGUGACUGUCUCAGUGCUGGACGACAAGCUUGAGAUUCGAUCAAACGUGCCUGUGAAGGGCCUUGUGAUUUCUGUGGUGCCCGAUGAUCGAGAUGUUGAGUUUGAGGAUAACGCCGUCGACGUCUUCCCGAACGAUGUCUACACAAUUGUGGCUAGGGGCUUGAAGAAGGAUGACCAGGUGGAAGUGCGUUACUAUGGAUCGGAAUUUUAG
Molecule: messenger RNA, 2568 nt
Organism: Penicillium subrubescens
Lineage: Eukaryota; Fungi; Ascomycota; Eurotiomycetes; Eurotiales; Aspergillaceae
Product: beta-mannosidase
Exons: 2
Coding region: 1-2568 (855 amino acids)
Biological process (GO): carbohydrate metabolic process; glycoprotein catabolic process
Molecular function (GO): beta-mannosidase activity
Source: RefSeq, a predicted model, not a curated record